AGCGGCGUCUCCCUGCGGAGCGGUUGGCUUCGGCGGGGCAGCUCCUCGGGGACCGGCGGGGCAGCAGAGCCCCGGGCGGCAGCAGGGCCCGGGGCCGCACCGCAGCCAUGGCGAAAGGAGCGCGGAGGAGCGGAACGGAACGGAACCAGGGGAGGAACAUGCCCAAGGCCCGGGCGGGCGGAGCGGAGGAGGCGAGACCCGAGAGCACUGAGAGGAAGGGCUCCGGCCGCCCCCGGGCCGGUGGGGAGAAUGUGUUUAUUGGUCAAUCCAAAAUCUACAGCUACCUGAAUCCUUCCAAAACUGCUGGUGCUCGCCCCCCGCUUCAAGAAGAGAACUCUGUCAUGUAUCACGAGGUGAAAUGUCAGGGCAAAACACCGAACAGAACCUGCAGGAAAGGAAAUGCAGAAAGAAAGAAGAGUGGCAAUAUAAUUGAAGGUGCUAUAAAACCUGAAGGCCAGAAGGACAAAGAAGUUGGGUGCGAUACUUCAGUGCCCUCCUCUGAUCAAAACCAAGGAACUGUAGAAAUGCCAAAAACGCCUCUGCCGUCAGACUGUGCUGAUGAGGCCAAUGGAAAGCCAGCUCAGAAAAAGAUGGUUAAAGCAAAACGUGGACCAAGGAGAAAAACACAAGGAAGAGCACAAAAUCGGAAAGUAACAGAUUAUUACCCAGUUAGAAGAAGCUCCAGGAAGAGCAAAUCUGAAUUGGAGACGGAGGAGAGGAGGAAAAUAGAUGAGCUAAUUACAAGUGGGAAGGAAGAAGGAAUGAAGAUUGAUUACAUCGAUGGCAAAGGGAGAGGAGUAAUUGCUACUAAAGAAUUUAAUCGAGGAGAAUUUGUAGUUGAAUAUCAUGGGGAUCUCAUAGAGAUCACAGAUGCUAAAAAGCGAGAAGCGGUGUAUGCUCAAGACCCAUCCACUGGCUGCUAUAUGUACUAUUUUCAGUACCUCAGCAAAACGUACUGUGUUGAUGCUACAAAAGAAACUAAUCGCUUGGGAAGACUGAUUAAUCACAGCAAAUGUGGCAAUUGUCAAACAAAGCUUCAUGACAUUGACGGCGUGCCUCAUCUCAUACUCAUAGCUUCCAGAGACAUUAAAGCAGGUGAAGAACUGUUGUACGACUACGGAGACAGAAGCAAAGCUUCCAUAGAAGCUCAUCCAUGGCUGAAACACUAAUUCUUCAUCUUAGUUUGGGGUUUUUUUCUGUUUGGACUGAAUGGGUCCACUGGCUCUACAAGGAGUCAGUGGGUGGCUCUUUUCUCCCCUCACUUCCCUCAGCUUUCUUAGUGGACUGCUUAUGGUGUUCUAAGCUCCUAAAAGGCUACCCUUUUGCUUUGCAGUAUUUAAAUGCCUAUUACAGUUUUCCAGGCAGGCUUGAAUAAUUGAUCUUAGAUUGCCAAACCUUUUUAUAUCAUAAAAGGAAACCCUUCCUAAAUUUUGAAUACUUCUGCAUAGUGACCGGUGCCACUUGAGCAUGCAAAGACUUCCACAGAAACUUAACCACUUGGGUUGUGCUUCUGCUUUUGCAAUGAAAUCUCAUGCUCCACUUUGUGGGGUGAUGAAUUUGGCAAUAGCUUUAGGACAGCAGAUGUACUUCUGUACUCUGACUCAAACAUGCAGUGGCUACACUGCUUGUCAGACAGCUUCUUACAGCCUGGUGCUGACAGGCUUCUCUGAGAUGGAUGCUACUAUUGUUCUCAAAUAAGUUGUGAUAGGGACCCAGUUCUUCCAGUAUCUCAUGUUGGCAGUGAACUUUAAAUGCACUGGUGCUGAGGGGAAAUCCAUGGUCAAAUUGGCUGCUUUCUUUAGAGAAAUAACUCCAAGCCAAAGGAGGAUGGAUUUUGAUAGGCUGGGUUGAUACUGAAUAGAAGUGUGAAGUUCUGUCUUCACAGUGAGAAUCAAUGUUUGACAUGACUUGUUUUCUACAAUUGAAGAAGGUACCUUUUUAUAGCUGAUGGCUGGUUCUUGGAGGUGUCUUCCAGAGGAUUUUUAAGAUGGAAAAGCUCUCUCCAAACACUUUUUUAUUGCCUUCCUAUGCUAAUUAGCCACAUCAGAAGCUAUUUAUUUACUGUGAAUGCUUGAAGUAGAGCAUAGCGCUUCCAAAAUAGGAGUCAUCUUCGUAUGCAGCUUCAAACUGUAAUGAUGGAGUUGAUGCAAUGAAGAAAGUAGAUUCCUUAUUGCCUGGUCCUGUAGGUCUGUCAGCAUGGUCCCACUGUCUUAAAUGGGAGUUGAGUGCUCAGCAUCUUGCAGGUGUUUGUAACAUUACUCUUGGAGAACCAAAUCUGUGAUAUAGGCAGGCAAUACAAUGCAGGUCCUUUAUGUUAAAGAUUAAUUCUUACCUGUUGGAAUUUUUGCCAAGGCAAGCUUGGCAUGUGUGUAGAUGAAAAUGGCUGUGAGCCAUCAGCCACGCUUGCUGCUGGAAGGGGUCAGCAAGGGAUCUGUGGCUCUGUUCAUGUCUUCUGUUCCUCACGUCUUGAAGGCUGCUGCUGUUCCAGCUAAUGCCCUCUAGGACAAUCUUAGAUGCUUGCCUAUGUGAUAGGUCAGAUAGCAACAACAUCCUGGUUGUAUGCUCCAGCAGCAAGAGAGGUGGCUUAGUGAUGUAUUUUUUAAAUUAAAAACUUGAAGACAAUGUCUCUGUAAAAUAAAGAAUAUAUUUAUUAUUGAAGUGGCUGCUAUAGUACCUGUCUCCAUUGCAGAUCAUUAGCUUUUUUAAAGAAAGCUGUGAAAAACAUUAGCCAUUAAAUGCUUUAUAUUAUUUACUACUUAAUACAAGGUCAGGGCUGGCCUGUGUGUGUUCACCGUUUCUGAGGAAUUAACUGGAGACCUGUUACCUUACAUGAGUUACAGAUAAGCUUCCUUGGCAGACUCAUUUGAGUUGGCACUGACUCUUCCCUGGUCUCAGUCUCUGUAGCAGGGACUACAACAGUCUGUACAGGAUCCUCCUGUACUAGAGCACUUCCCUAUAGUCAAAAUUGGAAUGAAAUGUGUGUUUUCUCUUUAUUUUAUUUAAGCAUUUGCCUGUUCUCUAUCAGGUUGAAUAGCUUAAAACCUCUGUUCUUCCACAUGACUUUUGUAAACAAGAAAGGGGGAAGUUCUCUCCCUGAUAGGAAAAUUAUCUUCUCUGAAAUGCUUAACUGGUAAUCAAGUAGCACUGCAUUGGAAGAUGGUAAUAAAGCUGAUGUUGCACUGCA
This is a messenger RNA of Melopsittacus undulatus (budgerigar), 3184 nucleotides long. It is a transcript of the gene KMT5A, whose product is annotated as lysine methyltransferase 5A. Lineage: Eukaryota; Metazoa; Chordata; Aves; Psittaciformes; Psittaculidae. Gene Ontology annotation, molecular function: protein binding; transcription regulator activity; histone H4K20 methyltransferase activity. Gene Ontology annotation, cellular component: polytene chromosome; nucleus. Gene Ontology annotation, biological process: regulation of transcription by RNA polymerase II; regulation of DNA damage response, signal transduction by p53 class mediator. Bases 108 to 1169 code for a protein of 353 amino acids. The transcript is spliced from 8 exons. The record is from RefSeq and is a predicted model, not a curated record.